CGGGCAGAGUCACCGUUUCAGCGGCCCUACGCCCGCUGAAACUUUCACUCGCGGAAAAUCCGUAUCGAAGAACAUACAUAGGAUUAGGUUAAAAAAUCAGCAAGUGCGCAAUGUCAACUUCGGGAGCGGGGACAAGGAUGCUAAUCGUUUUGCAAACAAGCUGUAAGACGGCGUUUGGUUCGCCCCUUGUGUGCCGACCGUGUUAGCACAGUGAGCUAAGGCCUCACUAGCAAAGAACAAAGAAUACAUCCGUUGUUAUCGGCUAUAACAGAGGACACAAUGGACACUAGUACAACAAAUUCAACGCAAGACGAUGACACAGAUUGGCCUCGGAACACGACCAUAGAAGAAUAUAUUUCUCAAAAUAGCACAGACUAUGGUUCGUAUGACACACUAUACGACGUGCCCACUGGGAUGAUAGUGUUGCUCUCAUUCCUAUACGGGUCUAUAUCAGUGCUGGCCGUGGUGGGCAACUUCCUCGUGAUGUGGGUGGUGGCGACAUCGCGGCGCAUGCAGAGCGUUACCAACUGCUACAUAGCUAACCUAGCCUUAGCCGACAUAGUUAUAGGAUUAUUUGCUGUACCAUUCCAAUUCCAAGCAGCGCUGCUGCAGAGGUGGCUGCUGCCACAUUUCAUGUGUCCCUUCUGUCCGUUCGUCCAGGCUCUAAGUGUGAAUGUCAGUGUGUUCACACUCACAGCCAUCGCCGUGGAUCGACAUCGAGCGAUCAUUACCCCCCUCAGCGCUCACACGUCCAAACGAGUCGCUAAAAUCGUUAUAGUGUUUAUCUGGCUGUUGGCUCUGUCCUUGGCAGCCCCGAUGGCCAUGUCAUGGGAGGUCAUCAUGGAAGAUGAAAUAGAUGCUGUUACAAAUCAGAAUUAUAAGAAGCCAUUUUGCGCUCCUAGCGAAUUCGGGUCACAUUCUCUAGCUAUAUACAGGUUGCUUUUGUACAUAUUUCAAUAUGUAAUCCCGUUGUGUGUAAUAACAUUUGCGUAUGUGCACAUGGCUAUGAAACUGUGGGGUGCGCGUGCGCCGGGCAACGCGCUCGAAGCGAGGGAUGCUAAUCAUAUGAAAAAUAAGAAAAAGGUAAUAAAAAUGUUGGUGCUAGUUGUGGCUCUCUUCGCUCUUUGCUGGCUGCCUCUGCAGAGCUACAUGCUGUUGCAAUCCUUUUUUCCUUCCAUAAAUGAGUAUCGCUAUAUAAACGUGUUGUUUUUCUGCUUCGAUUGGCUCGCGAUGAGCAAUUCCUGCUACAAUCCCUUCAUCUACGCUAUAUACAAUGAAAAAUUCAAGAAGGAGUUCAAGCAGCGAUUUACUUUUGGAAAGAAGCCCAGUAGAUAUGCUAACGAUAGCUACGAGGACGGACAGUCUUAUAGAACCAGGAUAUUAUCGUUUCGGUCAACAAAUGACAGAGGCAUAUAUUCUGCAAGAAAAUCAAUAAAUAUCACGCCGGUAGAUACUUUGAAGCCUGCCGGUAGAAACUCUUGUCAUUGUUUGAGGAACCAGAGCAACGUCCAGAGUGACAAUGGACUCAAUCUGGUGACGCCAGAGGAACUGAGGGAGAAUAGCUUUAAGAGGAAUAAUGACACCAAAAAUAAAAGGAAAUCCGCCAAAAAACUAUCAGAUGACAUGCCGAUUGGAGACGAAAGGGUUAGUGAACUGUACAUAUUCCCCAACAGUAAUAUAGUGGAGUUCACAGACAUAUCAUACGAUGACAAAGUGUAAAUAGUAAAUUAACAAUUCCAACAUGUUGUGAUCUUGUAGUAAGUUAUGAACUUGUAGAUCCAUCGUUAUGAAUAAAUAAAUUAUUUUA
Plodia interpunctella (Indianmeal moth) is the source of this 1807-nucleotide messenger RNA. It is a transcript of the gene NGR-A23, whose product is annotated as RYamide receptor-like. Gene Ontology annotation, molecular function: neuropeptide Y receptor activity. The coding region runs from base 280 to 1719 and encodes 479 amino acids. Gene Ontology annotation, cellular component: plasma membrane. The record is from RefSeq and is a predicted model, not a curated record. Lineage: Eukaryota; Metazoa; Arthropoda; Insecta; Lepidoptera; Pyralidae. Gene Ontology annotation, biological process: G protein-coupled receptor signaling pathway. The transcript has 12 exons.